ACGUGAGCUGGUUUAAUAUUCCGCGUCAAAUUAGUGGCGUAGGAGAAAUACCGCAGUGCGCAUGCGCGUCGUUUAAACCCGAUAAUUGAAAAAAAAACUUCUCUCUUAACGCGCGAUGAGUUCACACGGGGAUCAGGUUCAGUGUCAGUCACCUUUAGAGAACAAACGCUUAAAUCUCAUCCCCAUCGGGCGACAGCUUCAGAGAACUCCUCCGACUAAAAGCCUCAGCACACACACCGCGCAUGCGCCAGAAGAGCCAGCGAUCAGAGAUGAAGAAACGUCUCAGACGGUACAGCAAGAUGGCGCCCCCUGUGGACAGGAAGACAACACAUGCCCGCCUGUGAAGGAGGAGAGGAUGUCGUAUCGCAGGUCCAGCAUCACCUCAGCAUCCGCGAAAAUGGGAAACGCAGACCCUGAGGUUUUCAUCCAGGGCAUGCAGGGCUACCGGUGGACUGAUGCAGACCUGGAGUUCGUCUACCAAGCCAAGCAGCAGAAACGAGCCCAACAGCUACAGCAAGAAUUGAGUGAGGUUGAGAAAACUCUGCAGGCCGAGACUCAGAGGUUGGAGCUGGCUGUCGCGUCUCGAGACCAACUCCAGUCUGAACUGUCCAAGACUCCAUCCUGCGACUUGCUGCUGCAGCUGUGUAAAAGCAUCCUGUCUCAUUCUCGAACUGCUGAACAGCUGGACGGUUUGGGAGACAAAGCUCUGCUCUCACUGCUGAGCCUUCAUGAAGUUCAACGAGCCGUGCGAGAGAAAAACGCAGAGAUCAGCCGUCUCGAGAGAGAAGCGGAUAAAGCUCGGGAGCUCAGAGAAAAGGAGGAGAAAGCCAUGAAGGAGAUGGACAACUGUCAAAAGAAAAUUAGCACACUUCAGGGAAACGUAGAAGCUCUGAAGGUGGAACUUGCAAAGCUGAAGACUCAUCUGUCCGAAAAGGAGGAGGCAUCAAAGGUGUCUCGAGCGCAGAGGAAAGUCUUUAAGGCUGCUGAAGCCCAAGCAAUUUCCGACACAGAAGAAAAAGAUGCAGAGAAGAAGAAGGACUCUGGGGUGUCCCAAGUCCCAGGGAAAGGCCACAAGGGAUCCAGAAGGGCUAAAUCCUCAAACGAGGCACUGAAAGAGAAAGCCUUAAAGGGGAAAGCUGUAAAGGAGAAGGUUAGCAAAGACAUAGCUGAGGAUGGUAAGAAAAAAGCCCCCAAAAAUCAGACUUUAAAGAAGACCACCAAGAAGGAAAUGUCCUUAGAUAAAAUGCCCCCAAACGAGACACCCUCACGAGUAAAGACCCCAGCCAAGUUGCCCCAAAAGGUAAAGUUCUCAAACGUGGCUGAAGUGCUUGAGAAAGGAUCCAGAACUACGGUUCUGAGAAAUAAAUCCCAAAAGAAGGCAACUCUGAAAGAUUCAACCAGUAAUGAAGUGGCCCCAGUGGAGACAGCCGAGGGGGAAGUGGCUAAAAAAGGUAAGACGGCCCCAAAGAGCAAAGCUGCCAAAAAGACAACUUCAAAGAUCUAUAAGGAGGAGACGGGCCCAGAAGAGACGUCGCCAAAGCUGAUGGCUCCAGAGGAACUGUCACCAAAGGUGCUAGAAAAAGGCCGCAAGGGAUCCCGAACUAUUAACCCUCCAACCACUGCCUUGAAGGAGAAGAUCUUGAGGAAGACAGCUCUGAGAGCGAUCAGUCAGGAGAAAACUACUCAAAUUGAAGAUGAUGAGAAAGGAAAGACGACCCGAAAAGUAAAGGCCCCAAAAAAGGUUAUUUCAAAAAAUACUGCUGAGGAGAAGACCACCCCACAAGUAAGGACACUGAAUGAGGAUGUCGUGGAGGAGAUGGCUCCAAAGGUACAAUCCCAAAAGGUAAUGACUUCAAAGAAAACUGAUGAAAUUGACCCAGAGGAGUCCUUAACAAACCCCCAAAGGCUGCCAAAACCAAUUGCAUCUAAGCCAAAGGCCACAAGGACAAGAGCUUCAAAGAAAACUAGUGAGUUGACCUCAAAAAAAAGGGCAUCAAAGAAGGACCAGAAGGAGAUGGCUGUGCAGGAACUGACUGAAGAUGAGAGUUCCCCGAAGGAGACUGUUUUAAAGGAAGGCCUGAAAGGGGCAUCUAAAAAGAAGACGGCAGUAGAAAACAAGGUUAAGAAGACGACAGACUCGGAGGACACCACUUUAGAAAAGAUGGACCUAAAGGACAGGGAUGAGUUGGCAACUUCAACGAAGAAAACAGCUUUAAAAGGAAAAGCUCUAAAAGAAAUGCCUGAGGGAGGAACAAUCUCGAAAGGGACAGUUUCUAGGAGAAGGGCCCCGAAAGAAAAAGUGACCAAGCAGAAAGCGGAGAAGAGCCCUAGUGAAGAUAAGGAUUCCUCAAAUGCAGCAGAGGAGCUGGGAAAAGCCCAAAAAGCUGUGGAACCCCCCAAACCUCUAUUAGAAAGUGAUCAUGAAACAGUGCGGCGCUCGAAAAGGACCGCCGCUAAGAAUCCGAGUCAGAAUAAGAUGACACCCGAGAAAACAACCCGCUCAAGGCGAAGGUGAUUGUCCAAGGUACGAAGACAUCAACUUUUAGAUGGCUUAAUUUGUUUGGUUUCUAAUGCUUAUUAAAACACAUUUUAAAUAUCUUGCAUGAAUUAUUAUUAUUUUUUUUUACAUUAAGAAAGAGUGUAAGAGCCUGAGACGUUGCUCUUUUUAGGCAGGGGGGAAAACACUGGACUGUUAUGAUUUUCACCACAACAUGUUCGCUUACCGCACUCUAGUGGACAUGUUGGGUUUUACUCGUGCAAAAAUAAAAUCACAUUAAAAUAUAUAAAAAAAAUUUGUUUCCUUAUUUUUGUGUGUGCAUGUUUAUUAUAUGGUGCAAGUUUUGUAUCCACUGUAUCC
Molecule: messenger RNA, 2857 nt
Organism: Clarias gariepinus (North African catfish)
Lineage: Eukaryota; Metazoa; Chordata; Actinopteri; Siluriformes; Clariidae
Exons: 10
Coding region: 116-2515 (799 amino acids)
Source: RefSeq, a predicted model, not a curated record